Terrapene triunguis (Three-toed box turtle) is the source of this 2188-nucleotide messenger RNA. Its product is annotated as ras-specific guanine nucleotide-releasing factor RalGPS1. The record is from RefSeq and is a predicted model, not a curated record. Bases 379 to 2133 code for a protein of 584 amino acids. Gene Ontology annotation, biological process: positive regulation of GTPase activity; Ras protein signal transduction. Gene Ontology annotation, cellular component: plasma membrane. Lineage: Eukaryota; Metazoa; Chordata; Testudines; Emydidae. Gene Ontology annotation, molecular function: guanyl-nucleotide exchange factor activity. The transcript has 22 exons.
GCGCGGGAGCCCGCCUGGCGGACGGAGUGGUUCCUUCCCCGCUCCGUCUCCUUCGCAGGAUUCAGAGAACAGGAGUGGUUCAUGUCCAGAGUGAAGACGUGCUCCUUGACACUUCUGUCUUACAUCUCAUCUGAUGCAGUGGGGUCCAAGGGAUGUACCAGUCUUCAGACGAUGGAAGUGGGAAAAUCACUGGGUGCUGGAGCACCAUGAGGAGAAUUCAGGAAUGUGGGAGAUGUGCAUCAAAGCAGCUACUGGAUUAUUGUGCCAACAAGUAGUAAAACAAGCACAUUCACAGGAAUGAUUACUCUGUUGCCUUGGAAAUGAAGUGACUACCCUGCUGCUGUAAAUGUAGGGCAGAAGAUCAAUGGUGUGGGCAGUAUGGAGCUAAUGAAUGGGCAGUCGAGCAAUGUUAAUAUUGCCGCUACUGCUUCAGAGAAGAGUAGCAGCUCUGAAUCCUUAAGUGACAAAGGUUCUGCUGAACUGAAGAAAAGCUUUGAUGCAGUGGUAUUCGACGUUCUUAAGGUUACACCAGAAGAAUACGCCGGUCAGAUAACACUAAUGGAUGUCCCAGUAUUUAAAGCUAUUCAGCCAGAGGAAUUGUCAAGUUGUGGGUGGAAUAAGAAAGAGAAGUACAGUUCUGCUCCAAAUGCAGUUGCCUUCACAAGAAGAUUCAACCAUGUAAGCUUCUGGGUCGUUAGAGAGAUUCUUCAUGCACAAACUUUAAAAAUAAGAGCUGAAGUUUUGAGCCACUAUAUUAAAACUGCUAAGAAACUUUAUGAGCUGAAUAACCUGCAUGCCCUUAUGGCAGUGGUGUCUGGAUUGCAAAGUGCCCCCAUCUUCAGGCUGACUAAAACUUGGGCGUUAUUGAGCCGAAAAGACAAAACUACCUUUGAAAAGUUGGAGUAUGUUAUGAGUAAAGAAGAUAAUUACAAACGACUUAGAGACUAUAUUAACAGCUUGAAGAUGACUCCUUGUAUUCCUUAUUUAGGUAUUUAUCUCUCUGACUUGACGUAUAUUGACUCCGCAUACCCAUCUACAGGGAGCAUUCUGGAAAGCGAGCAGAGAUCAAAUUUAAUGAACAACAUACUUAGAAUAAUCUCAGAUUUUCAGCAGUCCUGUGAAUAUGAUAUUCCUCUGUUGCCUCAUGUCCAAAAAUACUUGAACUCAGUUCAAUACAUAGAAGAGCUACAAAAGUUUGUGGAAGAUGACAAUUACAAGCUUUCAUUAAAGAUAGAGCCAGGAACCAGCACCCCUCGUUCUGCUGCUUCCAGAGAAGAUUUAGUAGGCUCUGAAGUGGGAGCAUCUCCACAAAGUGCACGGAAAAAUGUUGCAGCUGAAGGAGCAUUGCUCCCACCAACUCCCCCAUCACCUAGGAACCUGAUACCACAUGGGCAUAGGAAAUGUCACAGCUUGGGAUACAAUUUCAUACACAAAAUGAAUACAGCAGAGUUUAAAAGUGCAACAUUCCCCAACGCAGGACCAAGACACCUAUUGGACGACAGUGUCAUGGAACCUCAUGCCCCAUCCAGAGGGCAAGCAGAGAGCUCCACCCUUUCGAGUGGAAUUUCAAUAGGUAGCAGUGAUGGUUCAGAACUUAGUGAAGAGACUUCAUGGCCAGCAUUUGAAAGGAACAGAUUAUACCAUUCUCUCGGUCCGGUGACAAGAGUGGCACGAAAUGGCUAUCGAGGCCACAUGAAGGCCAGCAGUUCUGCAGAAUCUGAAGAUUUGGCUGUUCAUUUGUAUCCAGGAGCAGUUACUAUUCAAGGUGUUCUCAGGAGGAAGACUUUAUUGAAGGAAGGCAAAAAGCCUACCGUAGCAUCUUGGACAAAAUACUGGGCAGCACUGUGUGGAACCCAGCUUUUUUACUAUGCUGCAAAGUCUCUGAAGGCUACAGAGAGAAAACAUUUCAAAUCUACACCAAGUAAAAAUGUGUCAGUGGUAGGAUGGAUGGUGAUGAUGGCUGAUGACCCAGAACAUCCUGAUCUCUUCUUGCUGACUGAUUCUGAAAAGGGAAAUUCAUACAAGUUUCAAGCUGGUAACAGAAUGAAUGCAAUGCUGUGGUUCAAACAUCUGAGCGCUGCCUGCCAAAGCAACAGACAACAGGUUCCUGCCAACUUGAUGUCUUUUGAGUAAAAAGCUAAUUCAAAACAUGAAAGAGAACAAUUUGAUGAACUGUUUCUCAUAAUUU